Molecule: messenger RNA, 12038 nt
Organism: Rattus norvegicus (Norway rat)
Lineage: Eukaryota; Metazoa; Chordata; Mammalia; Rodentia; Muridae
Source: RefSeq, a predicted model, not a curated record
AUGCCCCGCAGGAAAUCCGCGUCGGGAGGCUCUAAUGCCGCCGGCCCAGACCCGGGGAGGCAAGUGGUUCUGAGCCGGUUCUUCAAGUCUGCGGGAAGCCUAAGAUCCAGCGUGUCCCCCACAGAACCAGCAGAGAAGGUGACAGAAGGUGACAGCAGGAAGAGGUCACUGGGGAAUGGUGAGCCCACUAACAAGAAAGCAAAGAAAGUUCCAGAGGAGGAAGGAGAAAAUACCUCAGUAGCAUCUCACAAUCCUGAGCCAAAGAAAUGUCUGAGGCCCAGGAUUGUUUCAAAGUCCCUGGAAAAGUUGAAAGAAUUCUGCUGUGAUUCUGCCCUCCCUCAAAACAGAGUCCAGACAGAAGCCCUUUGGGAGAGACUUGCAGUUCUGCCAAAGUGUACUGAUUUCGAAGAUAUCACUCUGCAACGUGCAAAGAAUGCGGUUUUGUCCGAAGAUUCCAAGUCUCAGGCUAAUCAGAAAGACACUCAAUUUGGACCUUCCCCUGAAGCUUUCCAGAAGACUUCCACUUGUAAACCUUUUAACAGGCGGUCCAAGAGCAUCUAUACUCCACUAGAACUGCAGUACCUUGAUGUGAAGCAGCUGCAUAAAGACGCGGUUUUGUGUGUGGAAUGUGGGUACAAGUACAGGUUCUUUGGGGAAGAUGCAGAAAUUGCUGCCCGGGAACUCAAUAUUUAUUGCCACUUGGACCACAACUUUAUGACGGCGAGCAUACCCACCCACAGACUGUUCGUGCAUGUCCGCCGACUGGUGGCCAAAGGAUACAAGGUGGGAGUUGUGAAGCAAACUGAAACUGCGGCAUUAAAGGCCAUUGGAGACAAUAAAAGUUCUGUCUUUUCCCGGAAAUUGACUGCUCUUUAUACGAAAUCCACACUGAUUGGAGAAGAUGUGAAUCCUCUGAUCAGGCUGGAUGAUUCUGUAAAUAUUGAUGAGGCAGUGACGGAUACUUCUACCAACUAUCUUCUGUGUAUCUACGAAGAAAAGGAAAACAUUAAAGACAAAAAGAAGGGGAACAUUUCUUUUGGCAUCGUGGGAGUGCAGCCUGCGACGGGCGAGGUCGUGUUCGACUGCUUCCAGGACUCGGCUUCCAGACUGGAGCUGGAGACUCGAACAGCAAGCCUGCAGCCCGUGGAGCUGCUGCUCCCCUCACAGCUGUCCGAGCCAACGGAGAUGCUCAUCCGUAGAGCCACCGCUGUCAGUGUUGGGGAUGACAGAAUUCGAGUAGAAAGGAUGAAUAAUACUCACUUUGAAUACAGCCAUGCUUUCCAGACAGUUAUGGAGUUCUAUGCCAGAGAGACAGUUGACACCCAGGGCUCUCAGAGCCUGUCUGGUGUCAUUCACUUGGAGAAGCCUGUGAUCUGCGCCCUGGCUGCCAUAAUACGGUACCUCAAGGAAUUUAACUUGGACAAGGUGCUGUCCAAACCCGAGAAUUUUAAACAGCUGUCAAGUGGAAUGGAAUUCAUGAGAAUCAAUGGAACAACGCUAAGGAAUCUGGAAAUCCUACAGAAUCAGACUGAUAUGAAGACCAGAGGAAGUUUGCUUUGGGUUUUAGACCACACUAAAACCUCAUUUGGGAGAAGGAAGUUAAAAAAAUGGGUUACCCAACCAUUGCUUAAAUUAAGGGACAUAAAUGCCCGACUUGAUGCAAUAUCCGAUGUUCUCCACUCAGAAUCCAGUGUGUUUGAACAGAUAGAAAACCUUCUACGGAAACUACCGGAUGUCGAGAGAGGACUGUGUAGCAUUUAUCACAAGAAGUGCUCUACUCAGGAGUUCUUCUUGAUCGUCAAAAACCUGUGUCAACUCAAAUCAGAGCUUCAAGCGUUAAUGCCUGCUGUUAAUUCCCACGUACAGUCAGACUUGCUCCGAGCACGCGUCUUAGAAGUGCCUGAGCUCCUCAGUCCAGUGGAGCCUUAUUUAAAGGUUCUGAAUGAACAAGCUGCCAAAGCUGGCGAUAAAACUGAAUUAUUCAAAGACCUCUCUGACUUCCCUUUAAUAAAAAAGAGGAAAAAUGAAAUUCAAGAAGUCAUUCACAGCAUCCAAAUGCAUUUACAAGAAUUGCGAAAAAUAUUAAAACUUCCUUCUUUACAAUAUGUGACUGUAUCAGGACAAGAGUUUAUGGUUGAAAUAAAGAACUCAGCUGUGUCUUGCGUCCCGACUGACUGGGUGAAGGUUGGAAGCACAAAAGCUGUGAGCCGCUUUCACUCUCCUUUUGUCGUGGAAAACUACAGACGUCUGAAUCAACUCCGGGAGCAGCUAGUCCUUGACUGCAAUGCUGAAUGGCUUGACUUUCUAGAGAAUUUUGGUGAACAUUACCACACUUUGUGUAAGGCCGUGGAUCACCUAGCAACUGUGGACUGCAUUUUCUCCCUGGCCAAGGUCGCCAAGCAAGGAAGUUACUGCAGGCCAACUCUACAAGAAGAAAAGAAAAUCAUCAUAAAAAAUGGAAGGCACCCUAUGAUUGAUGUGUUGCUGGGUGAACAAGAUCAGUUUGUGCCCAACAGUACAAAUUUAUCAGACACUGUGGAUGCUACAUUAGUCCCCCAUUGUGAAGCAAGAUUUCAGAGCUGUUGAUAUCGAUAGUGACAGCAAGUGGAGAACAGGGCUUUGGGGAAGGAGAGUGUGAAACAAGAUUGGGUAAGAAAGUUAGAGUCGUCCACAGGAUAACUGAAAUUGUUUAAAAUGUCAGUGGGGUUUCUUAUGGAGGAUGACUUCAAGGAUGAUAGUUGAGGUUUGUGGAUGUCUGCAGUGAGGGCAGCUGUAGGAGGACCCUAAAGAAACAAAAUUUGUGGACUCUGAAUAGAAAGUUUCAGCAAGAUAGCAGCCCAUGCAUGACGGAAGUUCGCACAGAGUGGUGAGAUACAAAGUAUCAGAGAGCAGCCCAUGCCUGACAGAAGUUCACACAGAGUGGUGAGAUACAAAGUAUCAGAGAGCAGGAGAUACAUGAGAGGUUUUUAAGUUCGUGGCAGAACUGAGAUGUAGGAGAGCAGCCAGAGAGAAGUUAGCAGGGUGCUGGGAUGGUAGCAACAUUCCAUGUUGGGCCUUGAGUAAGGACCUCUGACACGGUCAGUUUGACCAGCCAUAUGUGUGUGGAGUAAAAUGCAAAGCUUUGAGUUCUGUCUACCGUCAUGUUCCCUAUCAGGUCAAACAGGGUUUGCUGGUAGUUUCUAAUCUGUGUGCUGGGUCUGUUCAGACUGUUUCAUUGAAGUGCCACAGACGGAGUGGUUACAAGCAACAGAAGUUCUCUUUCAAGACUCUGGAGAUGGAAUUCAAGAUAGGGUGUCUAUACCUUAUGGGAGCUGGUUUUGUGCUUUUUCUGUGGCACUUUUUGUUGUGUCCUCCCUUGGUGGGAGAGGGGGCAGUCCCUCUCAGUCCCUGUAUGUUAAUCACAUCCUAAAGCCCCUGACACUGCCAUCAGUGGGAUUUAGACGUCAUGAGAAUUGGGAAGAAGCACGGCCAUUUGGACCAUAGCAACUAGAGACACAAUGUCUAACUUUCUUUGCUUUCACUAAUGUGUGUGCUAUCAGUUGUCAUAUAAGUUAACGAAUACCAAUCUGAAUUUAAUUGUUCUUAAGGACAAUAAGCCUAUAUGAGAAUAAGAUCUGUGUUUUGGUUUCCAUAGCAAUAGAGUAUAGCCUCUCUAGAGAGACUAAUAUAGUUCUAAUAUUUAAUAGCUUGGCGUGUAUUUAAUGGAUAAACCACACAUGAAACUAGUUCUGUUUCUGCCUAUGCCCAUCCACUUGCCCCGAGGAUGUUAUCCUUGCAUUGCUAUUUUAUUUCUCUUUAUGUUUUCAUUUUCCUCUUAAAAAACAAUCUACUAUAUCCUUAAUAAGUCAAAUUUGUAGAGUUAAAACAACCUUCUAAUCACAGGGGCAUUUUAAAGAAUCAACAACUCAUGUAUUUAGACCUUUACAAAAUAAAUGUAGUAUUUUUUUUCCUAGUUAGGCAACUUAGAAUGUUCCAGAAUAUUCAUUUCUUUUGCAUAUGCUUUUCCUAACUUGAGUAGGAGUUGAUAUAGACUGUUGCUAUGGUGAAGCGCAUUCUGGUUUUCAGGGUAUAAAUUUAUAUACAGGAAUAGUGUAGAGAAAGAACUUACUAUGUAAAAUUCUAUCUAAAAUGUACUCUGCCUAUUAAUUUAUAAACUAUACUGUGACAGAAAAGUCCUCAAAGUUAGGUAGCAUUGUUACUUCUGAUAAUUACGUUUUGAAAAUUCAUCUUUCUUACAUCUCAAUUAUUCUAGCCCUCCUGGGCUCUGUGUUAAUGAAAUCAUUAUGUGCUUAUGAGCAAAAUAACUUUCUCACUUUCCCUCUCCCAUAUAGGAAUCUUUUCUGUCCCCGCUUUGCCCUUCCAUUUGCCUUUUCCAAUGCAGUUCUCAUUCACUGUCCUCUGUAGCCUCCGCUAACCUGCCACCCCUCACCCCUGCUAACCUGCCACCCCUCACCCCUGCUAACCUGCCACCCCUCACCCCUGCUAACCUGCCACCCCUCACCCCUGCUAACCUGCCACCCCUCACCCCUGCUAACCUGCCACCCCUCACCCCUGCUAACCUGCCACCCCUCACCCCUGCUAACCUGCCACCCCUCACCCCUGCUAACCUGCCACCCCUCACCCCUGCUAACCUGCCACCCCUCACCCCUGCUAACCUGCCACCCCUCACCCCUGCUAACCUGCCACCCCUCACCCCUGCUAACCUGCCACCCCUCACCCCUGCUAACCUGCCACCCCUCACCCCUGCUAACCUGCCACCCCUCACCCCUGCUAACCUGCCACCCCUCACCCCUGCUAACCUGCCACCCCUCACCCCUGCUAACCUGUGUGCUCCAGCUGUUUGGGUCUCUUACAGUCCUCACGAACUGCCUCUGGGCUUGGCAGAUGGCCUUCCCUCUGCAGAGAAUGUCCUCCUUCCCCAUCUCACCCCUCCUGCCUCCCAAAUGUGCCUCCUGGCUUGAAGCCUUCCCUCACCAGUGCUGUGACGAUAGAUCCCACAGCCCACACCUACCACCCUGUGUGUCUCCCCACUUAUCCAGUAAGCUUCAGUUGUUCUUUUUGUUUUGCUUCCCAAAGGGUUUCACUGUGACAAAGACAGGAGUGUACAUGUCUAUACUGUGUAGGUGUCAUACGAGUGUCCACAGCAAGUGGCUGACGCACAGCAGGCUCCUACUCACAUGUGUUACUGCGGAUUAACUGAGACACCCUCACAGUCUCCAGAUCUCACUUCAAAGUUUUCUUCUUUUUCUUCCAGAAAAUGUUAGCUUUUUUCAGGAUUGGGGGUUUCUCAGUUUACAGAACAUUUCACUGAAGGAAUAGAAGAAAAAUGAGUUGCUACCUCUUCAUACCUGUGGUAAACUAGUUCUCAGAAUGGGAAAGUCAUGUCCAGGCCAUCUAAGUUGAGUCUUAGACAAUUUCUUGACACAUGGGCACAGUUUAGGGCAAGUGGUACUGUUCACCCAUGCUCACUGCCGGGAAAACAUAGGAUAUGAUGCCAGUUUAACCCCACACUGGAAUAAAACAGAGAAGGGAGAGUUGGCUGUGGCCUGGCAGAAGUUGGCCCAAGGGCUGUGGCUGUCCCUUAAGGGUUAAGGAGUUGGUUCCUUAUGUCCUCAUAGCCCUGUCAAAAGUCAGGACACGCUGCUUGGCAGUCAUAUUAUGGACUGUCCUGUGAUUAUUUGUUUACUGACCCAAUGGCUAUCCGGUGGGUGGGCUUUUGAAAGCAGUGCAGGUUGUUCUUGUAUUCGGGUUUGAGAUGAGUGAUGUAACCUCAACUCUGUCACUUUAGGAAAUACAGUUGGGUAGGGAGAAAUGAGUCCAGUGUUCAAAGAUCUCCAGGAAGCCCCGGAACUUGGAUCUCUCUAGGUUGUGGUUCUAGGGUCACUGCCCAGCACCAGCGCAGUACUAGGGUGCAGGUCAGGAAGUAACCUGAAGCUCUUUAGUCCUCAGUACUGCGUAUGGUGUGUAACAGACCUCUGUAUAUACAUCUUUGUAUAUACAGAUGUUUGAGGCUGGAAAGGAAGAGGACCAACUUCCCAAUUUCCUCUUCCCUCCCAGUGCCAAUCAUUUUAGAUGCCCAGUAAUGCUUGCUUUGGCUACAUACAAAUGAAAUGUAAUAUCCGUUGAACCAACUGUUGUCAUUGACUUUAUCCCUAAUUACCAAGUACAAUGUCUGUGUAUGAGUAUGUGCGCAUGAGUGUUAGGGCUUGUGGAGGCCAGAAGAACUCAUCAGCUCUGUUGGAGCUGGAAUGGUUGUGGGGUGCCAGAUAUGGGUGCUGGGAACUGAACUCCGGUUCUCUGCAAGAGCCCUGUAUCCUGUGUUGCUCUCUUCUCCUGUUCCCGAAACAGUGACGUUCCCGAAGGUAGUUAUUUGGUAGCUCCCUGGAAAGAUGUAUUUAUUAACUCCCAUGUAUAUGCAUGUGUUUCUGUGAGUGCAGCUGUGUGUAUGGGUACUCUCAGGGGACAAAAGAGGACAUGGGGUCCCCUGGAGCAGAGUUCGAGGUGGUUGUGUACCAGCUGAUGUGGGUGCCGGCAGAUGAACUCAGGUCCCCUGAAAGCACAGCAGCCCUCUUAACCACACAGCAGUCUCUCUAACUGAUUCUGAUUCUCUUUUCUUAAAAUCACCUGUGCUGGUAUCGACCCAGUGUUUCUUUCUCUUCCUGUCUCCAGGAAGAGACCAUCAGUUGAACUCUUGUUCCUGCUUCAAGACCCAGAACAUUAUUUCCUACUUCACAGAGCCUUCAUCAUGACUUUAGCUAGAAACAACUCGCCCAUGGUAGUCUGUCCAUCUUAAAACUCCUCCCGUGUAGGCACAGAGAGCCUGUGUGGCGAUAGCAGAUAAAAAUUCAGACUCAGUUCUACCAUUAUCUUACGGUCUCCUGAGACAGGCCACCCAUCUCUGGGCCCUGGUGUUCCUAUGUGUAAGUGAAAAGCUCGACACCAGCCUUGCCCUACAGAAUGGGAGAUGGGUGGAAUCCAGGGAUCAGACGAGUUUAGAGCACUGCCCUGGCAUCUCAGGGGUAAGCCUCCCUACCCCUCCUCACUGCCCCUCCCUGCUUCUCAUUCCCCUUGUCCUACUGCUUGUGCAGAGGAAGCCUUCGUCUGUAACUUGCCAUUGAUUGACAUUUUCAGGGAAUAAAGCACUUUAAAACUGACACUUUUCCUGCUGGCCCUCAACUGCUAUAAAAAUAGUUCUACCACAUUCUUUAGAGACGGAUUUUAGUGUCUGUGCCUGUCAAGGAUGGAACCAUGGUUUACAAAGAAUUAGCUCUUACCUGGGUCUUAGAAAUGAACAUGUGACAAUGUUGGAUUCUUUUCUGCUGUUGACUUUGGGGCUACUAUGACUUCCUGUCAUUCUAGCAUAGGCAGUGGCAGAGUCAAGGACUCCAGGCUUCUUUUACAGCGUCUGUGCCUCCUUGCCAUUGAGCAGAAGUCCCUUGUGAGAUGUCUGUCAGCAGUUUUGCUGCUAGCUCUGUGCUAAGCCUCUUAGCUUCCCAAGCCUUUGUCCUUCUUCACCUGCAACAUGGGAACAUAGGUACACAUCUGUCAUGUUGGUGUCAGGAGGACUGCAAAUUUGAGGCCAGGAUAGACUAUAUAAUAAGACCCUCCCUCCAUGAAACAAUCAUAAGACCUAAAUGAGAUGAUGCAUAUGAACUCAAGUGUGUGCAUGCAUGCAUGUGUGUGUGUGUGCAUGCGCGCGUGUGUACAUGUUAGAUACAUCUGCACAUGUGUGUAUGUGGGUGGGUGAGGAAGGCAGAGUGUUGACACUGGGCGACUUCCUCCAUCAUUCUCUACCUUAUGUUGUUAGACAGACUCUCUUGAUGAAACUGAAGCUUGCUAACUCAGCAUGGCUGACUGGACUGUCUCUGGAGUUACAGUCAUGUUCACUUUGCCUGGCUUUAUGUGUGAGUAGUAAGGCUCUAACCUCAGGUCCUCCAGCGUACACAGCAUUUACCACCUAAACUGUCUCCCAGCCCUAUGUGACUCUCUUAUGCUGUUGAUUGUUCAUCUUUCCCAGAGAAGACCGUGUUUAAUGUUGUGGGUACUUGGGAAUUUUGGGCUCUAGUCUGCAGUUUGAGUCUUGAAUUCUGAACUCUGUUCAGAUAAAAGCCAUUCAUGCUGAAGCCAGACUCUAGAGAGGUGCCUCUUCUGCAAAGGGAUCUCACAGUCUUCCCGUGUGUGCAAGUGUGGGUGAAGCUUAGCCUUGGUUUGCAAUGGCCCCUCCCACCUACCGUGUCAGGUAGCACUCUGUCUACCAAUAGCUCAGGCCUCCUGGUAUGGUAAGUACAUCUUUUGUUUGCCUCUGUUCCUUCUUGAAUCCAUUCCUUCAUCUCUUUGCAGUUUCUUAAGACUUUCUCGGUGCCUGACCUCAUGCUGGAUGUCUGACCAGUCCAGUCAUAUACACUCCCGUUUACUUGAGUCAUCUUCUGUGGGUACAGAGUUCUUGCCAAAUUUUGGCCUCCUUCUAUCCUAUUAGGAUCUUUGCUCAUGCUACAAAUGGCUUCUGACUAUUCUCUUAGGGGACGCUCACUCGUCCUUCUGCUCUCUGGACAGAUUUAAGGUGUGUUAUGAAUGUAUCUGGAAGCCUUUGAUGUGUGGUAUCUCAGAUACCGAUCCUAACCAAGUUACAAGAGCACAUUGUAGAGGUGUGUGCAGUCCUUAGUCGUUACCUUCCUCACUCUGCCAUCUUGGGAUGGGAGAAAAGAACUCACAUCUGCCCACAUUGUUUUCAAAUGUAAACGUGGUGGGAUCUGCUGUGUAACACGUCUGACUAUCACUCGCCUACCAGGGACUUUUUAGCCGUGAGAGUAAUAGCUAGCAGUCAAGAUAAGGUCAUUUCAGAGAGCAGAGUGCAACUCUGAAUGACAGGAGGGGUUCCACACAUAGCCUGGUUAAGGGAGGUCUGCCCUGCUCAGACCCAGGCAAAGGUUUUAAGGCCGGAGGGAUCUUACAGCCAACCUGGUCACCGAAGAGCAAAAUUCAAGUCUCCUGGCACCAAAGGAACCUGGAAGGAGUGUGGACUGGGUAAGAAAGCAGGCCAAAGAGACCAAGAAUGCCUGCUGCUUCUACACUGUGUCUGAAAAGUGGCAGUCAACAGUGGGCCAAAGCAGCUGCCAUGAUUAGCUCUGGCUUCUGAGAAGUUCCUCUGCGCUGUCGAUGUCGGAAUCUUUGUGUCCCCUCCAGAGUCACUUGUGGAAAUUCUAAGCACCAAGGUAACAGUGGUAAGAAAUGUUUCCAAUUACUGGAGUUGAUUAGAUUGUAAGAAAGGAUCCUUCUGCAUAGAAUUAGUGCCCUUCAGAAAGGGCCCGAGAGGGUCCAUGUAUCCUUUAGCCUGGGGACCACCGAGCCAGGCUAUGUGCACAUACACAGAGACCCUCGCUAGAUCCCAACUAUGCUGGAACCCUCAUCCUGGGCUUCUCAGCAUCCCAUAUUCGAAAGUAAAUGCUUGUUAUUUAUAAGCUAAGAGAGCGCAGGGGGGGCAUAGAGAGGAAGGGAGGGGAAAAAGAAAGGCAAGUCAGCCUUGACUGGGACACUUAGACACAUUUUCAGUGAUCUGAGAGUCUGUGGAAGUCACAGCUUUUUGUGAAAAAUUUUGUCUUAGUCAUUAAGACUGUGGCUUUGUCUGUCACAUGGAGAAUGGGCUGUGGUAAAGGAACACCGGAAAGGCCUGCCAAGAGCCAUUGCAGCUGCCUGCAGAGCAGCUGCAGAGGUGGACACAGGAAGUGUUUAUGUGUCAGUGCCCAGUGACUCACCACUGUCAUGGCUCCUGCUGGUGUUUAUGCUGCCUCUUAUUGGGGGUCCUUUAGGGUUGAUUAAGAAAGUGCCAUUUGCGUCUGGAGAGAUGACUCAGCUAUUAAGAGCACUUCCUGCUCUUUCAGGAGACCUGGGUUCAGUUCCCAGAACCCACCUGGUGGCUCACAGCCAUCCCUCACUCUAGUCUAGGGGAUCGGAUAUUCUGUUCUGACCUCCACAGGCAUGAGGCACAUACGUGGUAAGCAAAACACUCAUAUACAUAAAAUAAAUAAAUGUUGAAAACUAUUUUUCUUUAAAAACAAAAACAAAAAGAGCAUGCCAUUAGUCGCCUGUCAGCAGUUGAGUUUAGUGAGUUGAAAAGCUAGUUUCUGUCUGAGCUCCUCAAAUGCAGCAGUAUCCAGGGGGGAGCAUUCUCUUCCAUGGUAACCGCUCCAGUGUUCAGGCUCCCUGGCUCCUUCUACCCACAGAGCUGGUACAAAUGGCUUGCCCAGCCUCUGUCCCAGUGUGUGCGAGCGAAUUGUUCCAAUUGUCAAUGUCUUAGGACUGGAUUUAGGCUAAGAGACCAUUUAGUUUACCUGUGUUUAACUGAAGAGAGGAAACUGAGGCCUACAGAACCAUAUCAGCCUGUGCAAACUCUCUCGAAGGAACCACCUUUGCAGGUACAUGGCCCAGGCUUAAUUCAUAUUUAUUUUUUUAAAAAUAGUUAGGAAUGUUGUUACCUUCUUCCUGGCCUAUAAUUGUAAUUGAUUUGCAAGACUUGUUUUUUUUUUUUAAAAAAAAAAAAAAGUUCCUGUUCAUGCUGAUGAUAGAAAGCGUUUGCCUUUUCAAUACCUUACGUAAAUGACAGAGGCCGAACCGAAGAUCGCAGUGAAAAGCACUCCAUGUAGGUUUACGUAGAUAAGGCUGGGCAUCCUAGCGUUAUCCUCACAUAUAUUUCUCAUUAUACAGAUGAUAGUGUUUUGCAGGACCUAACAUUAGGAAUUAGGGAAUGUUUUGCACAUUUUGGCCUUUUAUUUACCUUUUAAUUGUCUGUCCUAUUUAUUUAUUUGUCUGUUUGUUUAUCUAUCUUGGUUUUUCAAGCCAGGGUUUGUCUAUAGAGCCCUGUCUGCUCUGGAAUCACUCUGUAGACCCCACAGGUGUACCACCACUGUGGGCUUUAUUUCUCUUUCUAAAAUAGAGCUGUGACUAUCUCAUACUUUAUAGCCUGUUCGUUUAAUUUAAUAACAUAGGCAAUUCCCUACGUUUUCAAAAAGCCAUAGGAUAAUUUGUAGUCAUUCUACUGUAUUAUGUUAGUACACAUGGACCCUAGAUGUCCCUGAAACUCGUCUCCAGCUGUUGUAAGUGGCGCCUGGGAAGUGACUCAGGUCUCCUCCCUUUUACUGACCAAGUGGCUCCGUCCUCAACGAGAACAUAGUGUCUUUUGAAACUGCUUAUUGUAUUAGUAAAUCUAGCCCCUUGGUUAAGGCAGAAGGCAGCAGAUGCCGUGGGUUAGGACUGUGCGACUUCUCCUUGGAUCAGUUGUAAACACUGUCUCAGCUUCCAGGUUCCUUCUUGCUUCUGUAGGCACUUGAUCAAACCAAGGUCUUAGCAUUUGCUGAUCACAUGUUCUACUAAUCCAGGCCUGGACGUCAGGCUCCGUACCUGAAUGGUGGUAGAGACUCUGCAUCCUAUAUGGGGCGAGGGCUGUAGAUUGGGGGCUUUGGGCUUUUAGUUAAGAACUAAAAGUAAGCUGAUGUUAGGCAAAGGAGGGCAGUUUUCAGUAGUUUCUAAACAAAAGGGAAGGAAGCCUGCCUCACAUCCCAUCUCUCUGGUGGCCCAACCAGGCUCAGCUGCCCAGUGCUAUGGAGGCUGGGUCUGUUAGAGGGAGACUAAGAAGCAGUGACAGCCACCAUGGUUUGGGAGGUUGAUGGCACUAAGACACACUGGCACUACCUGCGUGAUCAGCUCUAAUUCCCCGAGGGAGCCCUGUGAGAGUCUUAUGGUGCCUACCUGUAGCUAGAAGUCGGCAUAGGGGCACACAGGCCAGUCCUCCAAGGGGACCACAGGUGGUUCUGGAAGUUGGAAUUUGGGAUAGGGCUGACUCGUACAGUCAUGGUCAGCCAGAGCUCAUGUUGUGGCUCUCGACUGGGGUCUAGCAAACCCCCACUGGCUUACUGGACUUUGUGAUAUCCUAGAAUUAGGUUACCAGAUUUAGCAAGUAAAAGUAUAGGGUAUCAGAUAAGUUUGAAUUUCAGAAAAACAAUAUUUCAGAAUAUAUCCAUGUGGGAUUUGUUUUUAUGCCAAAA